AUGGUAUCCAAAACCGUCUCCACCGCGCUCAUCGGCUUGUUAGUAGCCUUGAUUCUGCGAAGCGUUUAUCGUGUCUUUUUUCACCCUCUCAGAAAGAUUCCGGGGCCGAAAAUAGCCGCUAUCACGCACCUGUAUCAACAUUACUAUGAUGCUGUGCAGGGCGGGAAGUACAUCUGGAAGCUGGACGAGUUGCAUCGCAAGUACGGACCCGUUAUUCGAUUCAAUCCCAACGAAGUGCAUAUCCAAGACUCGCACUAUUACCAUCAGAUUUAUGCUGGCGGGGCUAAAAAGCAGGACAAAGAUCCCGGAUUCCCAGCAGUCCCUCUUUUCCCAGAGGUUACGGUCACCACCAUCAAGCACCAUCACCAUCGGCUGCGACGAGGAAUCAUCAAGUCCUUCUUUUCGAAGCAAUACGUCAUGGGCCUUGAGCAUGUCAUUCAAAGCAAAGUGAACCUCCUGGCCUCCCGACUCACGGAGCAUAUCGCCACGACACCGUCUUAGAUCUCAAAUAUGUGUUUGCAGCGUUGACCUCCGACCUCACGACGCAUUAUGUAUACGGAACAAACUUGAGCCAUCUCACGGAGCCGGACUUCAAAAACGACUUUCUU
This is a messenger RNA of Aspergillus nomiae NRRL 13137, 608 nucleotides long. RefSeq names its product benzoate 4-monooxygenase cytochrome P450. Gene Ontology annotation, molecular function: iron ion binding; monooxygenase activity; oxidoreductase activity, acting on paired donors, with incorporation or reduction of molecular oxygen. The record is from RefSeq and is a predicted model, not a curated record. NCBI's taxonomy places the organism in Eukaryota, Fungi, Ascomycota, Eurotiomycetes, Eurotiales, Aspergillaceae. The transcript has 2 exons. The coding region runs from base 1 to 501 and encodes 166 amino acids.